AUGGUGAAACCACGCGCGAGGUCCAACAUGGAAGCUUCAGGCACCGCCCGGCGGCGCGCGACAUUGACGCGAGCGCUCGGCACGCUUGUGCUGGGAGGGGCGCUGCUUUCGGCGCCCGGUUGCGAGUGGGACGGCUGGCUGAUCGAUCCGUCGGUAGUCGGGCGUUGGGAGCACACCCCCACCGUUGUGCCGAUCCUCGACCGGAUCGACGUGAUCGAGCGUGACACGGGCGAAUUCGCCGAUGUGACGGACAUUCUUCCCGAGGACCUGAUCCCGGAGCCGUCGGACUACCGCUCGGGCCCCGGCGACGUGAUCCAGAUCGACAUCCUCGAGUUUCUCGAGGGCGGGGCGGCGGUGCAGUACCAGCGCCAGAUCGACACGCGUGGCUUCAUCGAUGUGCCGCAGCUGGGUCGCCUGUACGUGGCGAACCUGACGCGCGAGGAGAUCGAGCAGGAGAUCAAGCGGACGAUCCGCGAGGCUGACCUUCUGGAUGAUCCGCUGGCGACGGUGCAGUUCCUGGCUCGUCGCGAGCAGGCGUUCAGCAUUUUCGGCGCGAUCCCGGGCGUGGGUCGCUACCAGAUCCCGAGCCCCGAUUUCCGCCUUCUUGAGGGGAUUACCGACGCGGGUGGCGUUUCGCCGACCAUCCCGUUCAUCUACGUCAUCCGUCAGGUGCCGCUGGAUCAGUCCGUCCGCACGGGGUUCCAGAUCCCGGGCCGGAACCAGAACAGCGGCCAGCAGGGCGGUGAGAACGAGCCGCCGGUGCGUGACAGCGGGCCGAGCCUGGAUGAGCUCCUCGAGGAGCUGUCGGGCGACGAGGAGGUCGGGGGCAGCCCCGGGUACCUCGGCCUGAGCGAUCUUGGGGAUGACCAGCCGAUUUCGAACACCCGGACCGAGCCCACGCGCCUGGCGCUGCUGGAGCAGGACGGGCAGGACCCGAUCGUGGACCUUUUCGACUCUGAUGCCCCGUCGACGCCUUCGACGGCCGGGAACGGCGCCUCGUCGAGCCCGUACGGGACGCAGAGCGCGAAGUGGGUCUUCCUGGACGGCCAGUGGCGGAAGGUGACGCGUGCGUCCAACCAGAGCGCCUCCGGGCUGCCCGAGGGGGACGAUCCGCUGGCGGACGACACGAUCAAUGUGGACGACCUGGUGACGCAGCGUGUGAUCCGGGUUCCGGUGAAGCCGCUGCUGCAGGGUCUGGCUCAGUACAACAUCGUUGUGCGUCCGGGCGACGUGAUCUCGGUGCCGGGCCCGGAUCAGGGCUUCGUGUACCUGGGCGGCCCGGGCAUCAACCGCGGCGGCGUGUACGCCCUGCCUCAGGCCGGGCGUCUGACGCUGACCAAGGCGGUGAUCGCGGCGGGCGGUCUCAGCGCGGUGGGUAUCCCGCAGCGUGUGGACCUGACCCGGAUGGUGGGCCCGGACCGCCAGGCGACGGUCCGGCUGGACCUGAAAGCCAUUUUCGAGGGCACGCAGCCCGAUAUCUUCCUGAAGCCGGACGACACGCUGAACUUCGGCACGAACUUCUGGGCGACGCCCCUGGCGAUUAUUCGCGGCGGUUUCCGGAUGACGUACGGCUUCGGGUUCCUGCUGGACCGGAACUUCGGCAACGACGUCUUCGGCGCCCCGCCGACGAACUUCCAGAACUGUUUUUGGGUGAUCGCGGCGGAUUCCGGAGCCGCGGCGGAGUUGCGUCCCGGGGGAGCCGACUAUGUAAUCGCGUUCCCGCGUUCGCAUGGCCGUGGGUCGAUGGUGAGGUUUAUGAGCGCUCUGAAGAGCUCGACAUCCGGAGCUGGCGGGAUCACCGCCGCUUCCGAACGCGCGUCACGCGUUCUCGGACGCUUUACGUCCGCUGAUGUGGUGAUGGCGUCGCUGAUCGGGCUCGGCGUUGUGGCGCUGUUCUACCGCUGGAUCGUGCGUCAGCUGGGCCCGAACGGGUUCAGCGCCCGGAUGUUCGAGGACUGGGGCCACGCGUACUUCGUUCCGAUCGUGUGCGGGUUCUACAUCUGGAAGAACCGCGAGCGUCUGGCGACGUUGCCGGUGCGACCGUUCUGGCCGGCGCUGGUGAUGCUGCCUCUGGCGGUGGUGACGUACCUGUACUUCGUGCUGGUGUACUCGACGCACAUGUUCCAGGGCUUCGCGAUGAUCCUCGCGGUGGCGGGCGUGAUCCUGCUGGUCGCGGGCCCGGUGGUGUUCCGGGCGUUGCUGUUCCCGAUCGUGUACCUGGGCUUCGCGGUGACGAUCGCGGAAUCGGUGAUGAACGCGAUCACGUGGCGUCUGAAGAUCAUCGCGUCGCAGGGCAGCCACAUCAUGCUGAACAUGAUCGGUGUGGAGACGGACAUCAGCGGGAACAUUCUGUACAUCUCGCAGGGCCUGACGACGCACCCGCUGAACGUUGCGGACGCGUGCUCGGGGAUGCGGAUGGUGGUGGCGUUCAUCGCGCUGGGGACGGCGGUGGCGUUCCUGGCUUCUUCGUCGAGGGAGUGGUGGAAGCGGAUCGCGAUCGUGACGGUGUCGCUGCCGGUGGCGGUGUUCAUGAACGUGGUGCGCGUGUCGGUGCUGGGCGUGCUGACGCUGAUCAACCCGUCUCUGGCGGACGGCGAGGCGCACACGCUGAUCGGGACGAUCCUGCUUGUUCCGUCGUUCCUGCUGUUCCUGGGCAUCGUGGCGGUCUUCGAUAGGCUGACGGUGACGGAGGAGGAGCUGGAGCAGCGGCGCAAGGGCAAGGGGAAGGGCCAGGCCAAGGCGGAGCAGAUCCGCCUGUCGAAGGACCCGAUCUACCCGCCGGAGAACAUCAAGUUCACGGCGAUGCCGACGCGAUUCGAGGGGUGGGAGCGGAUCGGCGUGGACGAGCAGAUCGAGGGCGAGGAGCUCCGGGUGCUCGGGACGGACAAUUACCUGACGCGGAACUUCGUGCAGACGGACGUGGCGGAGGACGCGAAGGCGUUCUCGCUGCACCUGGCGUACUACACGGGGACGAUCGACACGGUGCCGCACGUGCCGGAGCGGUGCAUGGUGGGCGCGGGGUGGCGGAUCAUCGGCUCGCCGCGUGUGGUGGACGUGCCGAUCACGUUCCGCGAGGAGGGUCGCGACGUGCUGAUCCGCGACCCGGACGUGGACCGUGAGUACGGCGACGUGUGGCUGAUGCGCGACCCGGUGACGGGGCGGCGCGUGCGGAUGCCGCUGGGGCUCGAGAAUCUGAAACUGAACGUGACGCACUUCGAGAACGAGACGGGGAGCCGUCGUCAGUUCGCGGGUUACUUCUUCGUCGCGAACGGUGCGAUCUACCCGACGGCGAACCAGGUGCGCGUGAACGCGUACAGCCUGAGCAACCGGUACGCGUACUACGCGAAGGUUCAGUUCACGAGCAACGACGUGGAGUCGUCCGAGGAGCUGGGGGAGCUCGCGGGCGAGUUUUUGGACGAUUCGUUCCAUUCCAUCAUGCGGCUGCUGCCCGACUGGGUGGAGGUCGAGGCUGGGCGGUACCCGCCCGAGGCGUCUUCGGUGGCGCCGUGA
This is a messenger RNA of Symbiodinium necroappetens, 3510 nucleotides long. The record is from the annotation of a GenBank genome assembly. Lineage: Eukaryota; Dinophyceae; Suessiales; Symbiodiniaceae.